Messenger RNA from Nanorana parkeri, 4151 nucleotides. It is a transcript of the gene SKIC2, whose product is annotated as Ski2 like RNA helicase. Gene Ontology annotation, biological process: nuclear-transcribed mRNA catabolic process, 3'-5' exonucleolytic nonsense-mediated decay. Gene Ontology annotation, molecular function: ATP binding; RNA binding; RNA helicase activity. The transcript has 32 exons. Gene Ontology annotation, cellular component: Ski complex. The record is from RefSeq and is a predicted model, not a curated record. Bases 127 to 3879 code for a protein of 1250 amino acids. NCBI's taxonomy places the organism in Eukaryota, Metazoa, Chordata, Amphibia, Anura, Dicroglossidae.
CUUGCCUGUCAUCCAUGACUGUGUCCCCUCUGCACUGACACACAGGCACAGUGCUGGCUCUUCUUUUCCAGAAGCCCCUGCUAAUGAAUCAUAUCUGUCCUUUCGGAUGAGAUUCCACCCUCCACAAUGAGUAAACUAGAGCUCCCACCUAGAGAUCCACUGGAUCUCCCGUUUUCCAUCCUAGAAGUUGGCAUAGCGGGGCGAUUGGAACUGAUCACAAAACCUCCGGCAUCGAAUGGUCCUUCUUUCCCUUUAUCUACGAUCCCCAACGGCUUACCUCCAUAUGAUGUUGAUUUGUCUGACGAAGUGAUCCAGAAAUACCUAAGAGACCCCGAAUGGCUUUCUGUCCAUGACUUUGACCGGAGCCAGAGGUCCUGGCCACGUACCAAGGAUGUGAGCUCCUUGUUCCACAUGGACAUCAGUGCUCCCCAGACUGAUAUCAGCAUGGAACGUAACUCUGCUACGGGAGAACUGCGCAGAAUCAGUGAGGUCUCUGCAGCCCACAUCGGUCUCUCAGCACAGAACUCUAUGUCCCUGCGACGACCUCCUGGUCCCCCGUCUCAGUCCGUCAAGGGCAAUACUUCCAACUUCCCUUUCUGGCCAGGUGGAAUGGAUGAACCAACACUUGAACAAAUUAAGGCUAUGAGUGAAGAGGAUGAAGCCCUGGAUUUUGAGAAAGAUCUCUUAUCUACUCCUCCUGGGUGGAAAAACGGAAUAAAUUUCAAGCAAUCGGAUGGAUUGAGGCCCUCGGGGGUUCUCUCCCUGGUCAACCUACUCGGGACUCUGGAAGAUUUCACGCUGGCAGACUCCAGUGAGGAUGAAGAUGAAGCCAAAAUAAAGCAGAAACCCAAGGCAGACAAGACGGAGGGACUUCCCAGGAGGAAUAGCCUGGAGGAGCUGGGCGUGGAGACGGUAUCCUCUGCUCCUGCGCCUCCUCCCUCAGCCUCGCCUGUGCCAGAAUCCACUCAGGAACAAUGGGCUUUUCCACUGAACAGCCACCUCCCCGUGGAUGACUUCUACAAGCGUAUUCCGGACCUAGCUUUUAAGCAUCCAUUUGAACUGGACCUUUUCCAGAAGAAAGCCAUUCAGUGUCUCGAAGACGGUUCCUCUGUCUUUAUUGCAGCUCACACAUCUGCCGGGAAGACUGUGGUAGCAGAAUAUGCCAUAGCGCUGUCUCUGAAGCACAUGACCAGAUCCAUCUACACCUCCCCCAUAAAGGCUUUAUCCAAUCAGAAGUUUCGAGAUUUCAAGAUCACAUUUGGAGAUGUUGGACUGAUCACGGGGGAUGUCCAACUCUAUACAGGAGCGUCAUGUCUUAUAAUGACCACAGAGAUCUUACGAUCUAUGCUGUACAACGGUUCCGACGUCAUUCGAGACUUAGAAUGGGUGAUCUUUGACGAGGUCCAUUAUAUUAAUGAUGCAGAGCGUGGCGUCGUAUGGGAAGAGGUUCUGAUCAUGUUGCCAGACCACGUAAAUAUAAUUCUGCUGAGCGCCACAGUCCCCAACACCGUAGAGUUUGCAGACUGGAUUGGGAGGAUAAAGAAGAAGAAGAUCUAUGUGAUCAGUACCACCAAGAGGCCGGUGCCGCUGGAACAUUAUCUGUACACGGGGAACAGUCAGAAGACACAGAAUGAGUUUUUCCUGCUGCAGGACGCUUCCGGAGCUUUCCAGACCAAAGGCUACUAUGCUGCUGUUGAUGCAAAAAAGGAGCGAACGUCUAAAUAUUCGCAAACCUUUGGAGCAAAACACCCACAUGGAGGUGGAGCUGGGCAUGAUAAGGGCACGUGGCUGUCUCUAAUCCAGUCUCUCCGGCGGCGAGAUGGCCUUCCUGUGGUGAUUUUCACCUUCUCUCGAAUCCGGUGUGAACAGAACGCCUCAGCAUUGACCACGGUAGACCUAUGCACGGCAUCGGAGCGGAGCGAGGUCCAGACGUACUAUACCAAGUGCCUGAGCCGACUGCGUGGGAGUGAUCGCCAGCUCCCGCAGGUGCUGCACAUGCUGGAUCUAUUAAAGAGAGGAAUUGGAAUCCAUCACAGCGGAAUCCUUCCCAUCCUGAAGGAGGUGGUGGAGAUGUUGUUCAGCCGCGGACUGGUCAAGAUCCUGUUUGCCACGGAGACUUUUGCCAUGGGAGUUAACAUGCCCGCUCGUACGGUGGUGUUUGAUUCAAUCCGAAAACAUGAUGGCACCAACUUCCGAGACCUGACUCCAGGAGAAUAUAUACAGAUGGCCGGCCGUGCUGGGCGCCGAGGUUUGGACACUACUGGUAUGGUGAUAAUAUUAUGUAAAUCAGAUGUCCCGGAGAUGGGCGAUUUGCACAGGAUGAUGCUGGGCAAGCCCACUCAGUUACAGUCUCAGUUUCGACUCACGUACUCUAUGAUCCUGAAUCUACUCCGCGUUGAAGCACUGAGAGUAGAGGACAUGAUGAAGAGGAGUUUUGCAGAAGCCAGGACACAAAAAAACAGCAAGGCCCAUGAGCAGCGAAUAAAGGUCCUCACCAAAACGCUGGGAGCUAUGGGGGAAAUUGAAUGCUCAGGGGACCUGGCCGACCUGCAGGACUAUUUCUUGACUGUACAGGAACUCGUCCAUACCAAAGAGACCUUACAGAAAAAGGUGGUCGAGUCCAUCAAUGGAAUGAAAUGCCUGAGUGUAGGCCGCAUCAUCAUCGUCAGCACAGAAUACCACCCAUGGGUACCCGGGGUCAUCCUGCAGGUGUCCUCAGAUGCCAGUAACAGGAUUUACACCACCUUGGUGCUGUGCGAGAAGAAGCGGGAUGUUGGAACGCCCUCAGCAACAGAGAGAGGAGAGAAGGAUGGCAAGAAGGCACCGUUCCCUGACGAUCUCCUAAUGGGCAAAGUGUUCAGACCUGAAGGCCCAUCUAACUACAAGCUUCUCAAGCUCCAUGCAUCAGAUAUUCUCAUGAUAACUGGGAAAACUCUGAGAGUCCAUGGUGAUAAAGUGCUGGAUGACGUUGCCAGGAGCCAAAACCCACGAUUCAGGAAUGACCCUCCGGGCCCCGCAGUAUCUGGGGUGACUCAGGAGCUAUCUCGCCUUGCAGACUUGCCUCCGGGGUCACUGACCUCCUUGUGCCCCAUAAAUGAUCUCCAGCUGAAGGAUCUGGAGCUGGUGGAGUCAGUCAGUCGGAUGAGGAGACUUGAAGGAGCAGUACGGGGAUUCAGCUCUCCUAACAGCCCUCGAUUUACCUCCCAGUAUCUACGUCUGGAACACAGAUCACAAGUUCUGGAUGAGUUGGAUCGUCUGCGCUUCCUUACUUCUGACCAGUCACUGAGCCUCUUGCCGGAGUACCAGCAGAGAAUCAAUGUCCUACGCACUCUGCAGUACAUAGAUGAUGGCGGUGCAGUACAGCUGAAGGGCCGGGUGGCCUGUGAGGUCAGCAGUCAUGAAUUGCUGGUGACUGAACUGGUUCUGGAUGGGACUCUGUCUCCUCUUAAUCCUGAUGAGAUUGCAGCACUGCUAUCAUGCCUGGUCUUCCAGCACAAGACACAGUGUGAGCCGCGGCUAACGGACACCCUAAAGGAGGGGGUGAAGAAGGUGAAGGAGCUGGCCGAACGAAUUGCGCUGAUUCAACGGCAAUGUGGCCUUAGGGAGUCAGUGGAGGACUUUGUGGCACAGUACAAGUUUGGCCUGACGGAGGUUGUGUACGAAUGGGCACGUGGAAUGCCAUUUGCAGAAAUCAUGACCUUGACUGACAUCCAGGAAGGCCUCAUUGUGCGCUGCGUGCAGCGACUGGACGAAGCGUGUCGGGAUGUUCGCUCUGCCGCUCGAUUGGUUGGGGACGCUACUCUGUGUGCCAAGAUGGAUUCCGCCUCACAGCUUAUCAAGAGGGAUAUAGUGUUUGCUGCCAGCCUGUACACACAGUGAUCUCUCACCAUAAGCAUGACAGAAGCCUGCCUUGCGGUAAACAAGCCGCCCAUCAGCACGCCAACAUCUGAGUCCUGGAAAAAUGGCUUCCGACUGUCAAAUUGGCCACCACAGUUCAAGACUGCCGAGCCGUAACCUCUGUGAGGUUUGCUUCUUGAGAACAAGAUUCGGCUUCCUUCUCUCAAGCAGAACAUGAGAUUAUCUGUGUUAUUAAAAAUGAAGAUGGUGUUAUGUCAGAGGCCGGGGGACAAUCCACCUUUACUGCUGUUAAU